CAAAAGAAAGGAAAAAAAAACAUUUAUUAUUUGCAAUAUACUUAUUUGGGUGUGGAUAGUAUAACAACACCCUUAGGAAACUAAAUUCACCAUUGCCCUUUGGACGAUAUGGAAGAACCGUAACGAUGGAGCGUUCAGCGGAGGCAUCAAAUCACUCUCCCCUCCCUCCCUCUUGCACGCAAUCCGCCUGAAGACUAAGUUGUGGUACUCAGCUUGGACUGCCCCAUCACCUCUGCUAUUGAAGAAUAUGCAGAAGCCAAAUAGGUUAGUGGUAGAUAUUGGUUGGUCAGCGCCUUCUACGGGUUGGUAUAAGUUGAAUGUGGAUGGAGCUUCCCAAGGAAACCCAGGCAAGGCUGGCCCCGAAGGAGUGAUUCGAGAUGAUCGAAGACGGUGGAUUGGUGGCUUUUGCUACAACAUUGGUAUUUGUACAGCUGCUCAUGCGGAGCUUUGGGCACUGAAGCAAGGCCUCGAGCUGGCUUGGCGCAAGGGGCUUCGGCUCGUUAUUGCAGAAACGGAUUCCCAACUCGAGAUCGACCUCAUCCAGAAGAGGUCCGAUCAGGCGCACCCUUUUGCCUCGCUUCUCAACACGAUUCGAAGACUUUUGGCAUAGGAAUGGCUGGUUAACCUACUGCAUACAUAUCGGGAAGGAAAUAGAGUCGCGGACUGGCUCUCGAAGCAUGGUCUCGUCUAUCCCUACGGUAUGCAUGAACUAGAAAACCCUCCAGACCAACUUAUAGAAACGCUUAAGGAUGGUGAAUGUGGGUUGACCUUACCCCGGAAUAUUGUCACUUCCUUUGUAACUCCUCCCCUGUAACCCCUCUUUUCUUUUUCUUGGCGUUUUUGUGCCUCAUUCCAAUCAAUAUAUAUAUAUAUAUCGGUUCUAUUAGCAUUUAGGUAUAGUUUCUAUUUUGCAGUACAAUCAUUUUUAUAUUUUGAUUUUUUGUAUAUUCGGAUGUAGCAAAAGGAACUUAGAUUUCUAUAUAUUCCAGAGCAAAACGGAUGGGUACAAAAGAAUAAAAGCAUUUAUUAUUUGCAAUAUACUUGUUUAGUCAAUAAUGGGAAUUCAGGUCUCAUUCGAUGUUUCAUGAUGUCUCAUUUAUUUUUUGCAGAUGAUUCGUAUAUGUUUCUGUGGGUUUCAGGGCCAGAGUGCUCUAGUUUAAGGACGAUCUUGGCUAGAUAUGAGAUAUUGAGUGGAUAGAAGGUUAACUUGGAUAAAUCGGUUGUCUACUUUAGUCGGAACGUGAAGCCGCAGGACAGGGAGCAACUUGGUACUAUCCUUGGCUUCGGUGUUAUUGGAGUCACGUAUCAGUAUUAGGGUUUACCUAUCCUAGUGGGCCGAUCAAAGAUAGAGACAUUUUGCUACAUUGAGGAGAGAGUUUUAAGCUGGCUACAAGGGUGGAAGCGAUGCUGUCUCUCGUGGUCGGCAAGGGAGGUUCUAUUGAAGGAGGUAGUGAAUGCUUUGUCUAUUCAUGCAAAGUCAUGCUUUUGUUUACCUGCCUCUUUGUGCAGAGAUCUGGAUAGACGUAUGGCUCACUUCUGGUGGGGAGGUAAAGCAGGCGAACAUAAAAUUCAUUGGGUUUCAUGAAAGACGCUAUGUUUGAGUAAAGCUGAGGGUUGGAUGGGAUUCCGUCGGUUUGAGGAUUUCAAUCAGACAUUAUUGGCUAUGUUGGGAUGUCGCUUACUGAUAGAUCCUGAUUGCAUGCUAGCUUGCAUUUAUAAAGGCAAGUACUCUCCCCAGACUUUUUUUUUUGGAGGCUACUACGAGAUCUCUUCCAUCAUGGGGAUGGUGUGGUAUUUUACAUGGUCGGGAGCUACUCCUUCAUUGUUUGGUGACAAUUUGGGAUUGGGAAGAAUAUUUCAUUUGCAAAUUCGAAUUGGGUCCCUGGUUGUCAUCCGAACCCUUCUCGUUUGCUUACAGAGAUGGUGGGGGCUCAAGGAACGAUUUAUUCUUUGAUCUCACCUCACGAAGACAAGUGGAGGGUCGACUUACUUAGCAACCUUCUUGAGAGGGACACAGUUGAACAAAUACGUCCGUUCUAU
This is a messenger RNA of Linum trigynum, 2040 nucleotides long. The record is from the annotation of a GenBank genome assembly. Lineage: Eukaryota; Viridiplantae; Streptophyta; Magnoliopsida; Malpighiales; Linaceae.